AUGCCGUAUACCAAGGUUGACCCCGCCAUCGUUGAGGCGCUCGGGUUGGACCCCGCCUGCUCGUCCAUCGCUUCCCAUGGCGGAUCAGGCUUUGCGUCGACUUUCAAGAUAUCGACCACGGUUGACGGGAAGCCAGUCAACUACUUUGUAAAGACUGGUCCUGGAAAGGAGGCCGAGAUUAUGUUUCGAGGUGAACAUGCCUCCCUCAACGCCAUCGCAGAUACAGUCCCCAACUUCUGCCCUCGUUCUCACGCCCAUGGAGCUCUAGCCAACCGCGAGGGACACUUCUUCCUCGUGACCGACUUCCUGGACUUGGGAUCUUCAGCCCCUGGUGGCACGGGCAGGACCCUCGCUGCAAAGCUCGCCCAGCUACACACUACACCCGCACCUAUUCCAGAGGGCCACGAUAAGCCCAUGUUUGGCUUCCAUGUCCCGACGUGCUGCGGAUCUACAGAGCAGGACAAUUCGUGGAAAGAGUCGUGGGCUGACUUUUACGCCGAGAACCGCCUCAGACACAUCAAGCGCGAGGCGGUUCGCAACCACGGCCCAGACCCAGAAUUUGAAAGGCUCAUUGAAAAGGUUGCCUCCAAUGUUGUCCCGCGGUUGAUCGGAGACGACAAAGUCAAGAACAUCAAGCCGGUCGUCAUUCAUGGCGAUUUGUGGAGCGGUAACCAUUCGAGAGGGCAGAUUGCCGGCAAAGGUGGCUGCGAAGAGGUUGUAUACGACCCUGCGGUUGUCUAUGGCCACUCCGAGUAUGAGCUCGGCAUUAUGAUAAUGUUUGGAGGCUUCACCCCUCACUUUUGGCGUGAGUAUCGGCGGCUUGUCCCCCCAGCUGAACCUGCGGGGGAGUGGGAGGAUCGACUGAGGCUAUACGAACUAUAUCAUCAUCUCAACCACUAUGCCAUGUUUGGAGGUGGCUAUCGAUCAGGAGCCACGUCUAUGAUGAAGGGUCUAAUCCACAGGUUCGGAUCGGGAUAG
Messenger RNA from Fusarium keratoplasticum, 978 nucleotides. Its product is annotated as Protein-ribulosamine 3-kinase. The coding region runs from base 1 to 978 and encodes 325 amino acids. The transcript is spliced from 3 exons. The record is from RefSeq and is a predicted model, not a curated record. Lineage: Eukaryota; Fungi; Ascomycota; Sordariomycetes; Hypocreales; Nectriaceae.